Messenger RNA from Onychomys torridus (southern grasshopper mouse), 3003 nucleotides. RefSeq names its product RCC1 domain containing 1 (gene Rccd1). The record is from RefSeq and is a predicted model, not a curated record. Lineage: Eukaryota; Metazoa; Chordata; Mammalia; Rodentia; Cricetidae. The coding region runs from base 323 to 1423 and encodes 366 amino acids. The transcript has 9 exons.
AAGAGUCUGAGCUUGCGCUGGUGAAUCACCUCCCGCCUUUCUCGGAGGGAACGGCGGGUGUCAGGGCUUGGUCCUCGCCUGCCGUUUCCCUCCGGUCUUCAUGAAUAUUCCUUCAGUGGUUCCAACCGCGUCCGCUGGCGUCGGCGCCCACUCCCGGGAGCGGCCCGCACUGAGUCGGCGGAGGACUCGGGGCAGACAGAUACUGCAGCUGCAGCACCCCAUGGGAAGCCAGACUAGCCUGCAUUCCUGAGGCGUCCUGUUUGCAAGCAUCUCCUGGGGUUGCAGCCAUAACCUUCCAUCCCACAGAGGGCUCAGCGUGAAUAUGGCCAAGGAACGGCAUGGGACCUGGUUUGGCUUUGGUUUCUGCGGCUUUGGGCAAGUGCUGGGCUCUGGGAAUGGGCGCCAUUCGGUGCACAGUCCUGAACCACUUUGUGCCGGUGAUGCCAUUUGCCGAGUGAGUCCAAGCUGGAGCUACACCGCCCUGGUGACCCGUGGAGGCCGGGUGGAGCUGUCAGGUUCCGUGAGCAGCUCAGCAAGUGGCUGUAGGGACGCUUGGGCUUCAGAGGGACUCCUGGUGGUGCUGCGUGACAAGGGCGGGUCCGGCACAGAGCUGCAGGCCUGGACUCCAGGCUCGGCACUGCAGGGGGAGCCCCUCUGGGUCCAGAACCUGGUUUCUGGUGCAGAGGACCAAGGCGGAGAUGAACCCAGCAGUGAGGCUAGGGCGGGCACCCUGCCACUGCUGCCCGGUGCCCAUGCCUAUGUGAACCGGCAGCCACCCUUCUGCCAGCCUCUGGCCCCAGAGCUACGGGUGCGCCAGCUGGAGCUGGGUGCCGAGCAUGCGCUGUUGCUGUGUGGAUCUGGCCAUGUGUUCUCCUGGGGUGGAGGCAGGCAUGGACAGUUGGGCCACGGCACGCUGGAGGCAGAGCUGGAGCCACGGCUGCUGGAAGCCCUACAAGGCUUGCGGAUGGCUGAGGUGGCCGCAGGUGGCUGGCACUCUGUGUGUGUGAGUGAAACUGGGGAUAUUUAUAUCUGGGGCUGGAAUGAGUCGGGGCAGCUGGCCCUGCCCGUAAGGAGCCUGGCAGAGGACAAGACAGUGAGCAGGGAAGCUGCAGAAUUGAACGAAGAUUGUCUCAAAGGAGAGGAAGCAGCUAUGGCUGACGGUGGAGCCCCUGCCUCCUUCAUAGCCAUCCAGCCCUUCCCAGCUCUACUGGAUCUUCCCAUGGGCUCAGAUGCCGUCAAGGCCAGCUGCGGAUCCCGACACACAGCUGUGGUGACACGAACAGGAGAACUUUAUACCUGGGGCUGGGGUAAGUAUGGACAGCUUGGCCACAAGGACAGCAGCAGCUUGGACCGACCCUGCCGUGUGGAAUACUUCGCAGAAAACCAACUCCAAUUGCUGAGUGAAACAAUGAUAUGCCCAUGAGAAAGCAGAACCAGAAACCCCAAUAAAAAUCUGCAGGCUGCAGUAGGAGGAGCUGCUGCAAUCCACCUCCUCUUCAAUAAACCCUGACCCCUGGAAGAGUGCGUGCAGGACCACUAAUUGCUGUCAUCUUCUCCUAAUUUGUGUGCACAACUUACUCUUUCCUGUUUGACUCGUUCUUUCUCCAACCGAUGUAAUUCCCACUGUUCUGUAAUGUACUCCGUGAAUUUCUGCCCGUUCACCACAAAUGCCAUUGAUUGCUCUUGUUCCCACUUGUCAAUCCGGGCUUUCAGCUCCUCUUCCAGCUGGCCCGGAAACAAGGACAUGUUAUUUACUUCAAAUCUUUACUCAAGUGAAGUAAUUAUCCUAAAGAAAGACUCUUUCCCAGUGUCAUUAACCUUCUGACAGCUGAACCCCCAUGAAUAUAGGUUGGAAUAAAUGGAAAGCAAAGACUAGAGUCCAUUUAGAUAGACACCAAAAAGGAAAAAAAGCAAGGACCCAGUCUGAAAAUAUUGGUCUUGAUGCCUAAAGUUAGAAGCAGCACUGGGAAUAUCAACAUUAUCUAGACAGGGUGUAUUAUGAACAAGACUAUGGAAGUACACACACUAUCAGGGUUUCACUGUGGAGUUAGCCUCUUAACUAGCAGUAAAGGAGGGUAAGUUGAACUUAUCUCAGUCCCCUCCUCUCUACACAUGGAAAUAAUAUUAACCUAUAGGGAUACUGGACAAUGAUAUGAAUAAAUGAAACACCAUUGAACAGUAUCUGGCAAAAGUCAAAGCUAUUUAGUUCCAUUACUAAACAAGACAAUAAGGUGCACAGCACUUUGUAAAGUUUGCCUUAUGCUGUAGACACAAUUGUUACUUACUGUGAAUAAUACACCCUAGUACCUACACCUCACUGUUAUUAUCUGGAGCAUCUUUAAGAAGGUAAAUGGGUUCAAAUAAGGUCAUCAGGGUAGGACCUAAUCCAAUAGGACAGAGACCCAGAGGAAAGACCAUGUGAAGACACAGGAGCAAAGGAUGGCCAUCUAUAGUCUAGUACAGAUGUCAGGAGAGAUCCAACCCUAUCUUUCAAAGACACCUUGAGCUCAUACUUCUACCAUGCAGAAGUAUAAACAUACAUUUCUGUUUUAAGCCAACUAGUCUCUGGUAUUUAGUUGUGGCAGCCUUAGACAGCUCAGACUCUGAUGCUCAGUUGCUACACUAAAUAAAGGCCCACCACACACUGACUGUCCUCCUAGGUUGGAAGGGAAGAGCACGGCCUCACAGCCAGAAUUACCUUAGGGAGUGCUUUCUGGAGCCUCGCCCGCUCCUUUUCUUCUUUGAGAAGAUUUCCCCCUCGGUUUGUAAACCGACUUGGGUCGGAAGCUUUUCUCUGUGAACAAUACAUCAGAGUCAAACCUAGAGGCUGGGGAGGCAACCCAGCAGAGUGGAGGACUAGGGUCCAGAACCCCAGCACCUAUGGGGAAAAUCAACAUGUGGUAGUGCAUGCCUCUAAUCCCAGUGCUCAGGGCUGUUGGACAGAAGGAUCCUCUCUAAUCUAAUUGAUGAGCUCCAAGUUCAGUGAGAUCUUAUCUCAAGAAA